GGCAGCAGCGGCUCUCACACGUCUCCUCCUCAGCACCGGGAGCAGAGCGCCAGCCUGCAGCGGGUAAUCCCCAUCUCCACCUUCCACUCGUCCUCGUGCCAACCGGAAGGGGACAUGCGUUUGGGAGCGAAUGCAAGUUGCGACCUAGAGAUUCCUCCUCCGUCAGGAGAAGCUUCGGACCAGGACGCAGAUGGAUAUGAUCGCGUGAACAGCUGAAUCCACCAAUGAUAAGCCGACUUUCCAUAACGUGACAGCUGCUGUCGCAUUUCAUCUACUUUUCCAAAAACUACUGAAAGAACGUUCUGCUUGCUGUUUUUUUUGUCUUCUUCUUUUGUUGCCGCCUCGUUAUUCCUGCGCCAUGGUGACGUAUCAUCUAAUAUUAACUGUGAUUAUCGCGGCUCUUUGGGGGGUCGGCGGAGAGCCGCGAACGCAUCGCAUCGCUUCACCUGCGACGCGGGAGUUAAAUACAACAUCGCCGUCAAUGGUCGGCGGAGGUGAUGGAGCGCUGCCCCAUAAUGUCACCGACGCCGCCGUGGGCUCCCGGAUUUCAUCUCUAAUGACUCAUCUUCCAACUGUGAAAACCAUCGUUAUUUGCGUCUGCGUGCUGACAGCUGCUCUCAUCACGUGCCUGCUCGUCAGAGUAGUCAGAUCCGGCAGACGAAUGAGAAAAACCCGCAAAUACGACAUUAUGACGACACCUGCCGAGCGCGUGGAGAUGGACCCUCUUAAUGAGGACAACGAUGACGAGGACGACUCGACCCUCUUCGAUGUCAAAUACAGGUGAAUCCCAGCGUGGACGUCAAUAUUUGAUAACUCCUGUUUUCCACAGAAAUUGAUUUCCUGUUUUUUGUGUAGUUCAAGUCUCAUCGGAUCAGAUACUCACACUGCCGAUGCAUGGCUUUAAUUUGUGUCGAGCCCCCGUGGAUAUCAUUCUUUGCCGCUUUACUGCUGCUUCCAUCGUGUGGAACAUAUUACAAUUAUUUCUAAUAGUAAGAUUAGAAUGACAUUUUUGUCAAUUAAUUUUCUACACUUGAGCUACAGUAUGUCGGGCUGAGUGUAUAUAGUACAGCACCCGCUUUGAAGCAAUGAAUAAAUAAAUAAAUAUAUAUAUAUAUAUAUAUUUUAUAUUAUUUUAUAUAUAUCAUUUAUUUAUUAAACCAUCGAAUGAUAACAUGCAACACAUAUUACGCAGAGAACACUUUAUUCAAAUGUAAAAAUGUACAAUUUGAAAAAUCUAUUGGUAUACAGCAAUUGAUUCUUUUAAAACUAAAAUUUCAUACCAAAUAUAUUUCUAUCUACUAACCACUUUGCUGUGCGUUUAUACUGUUGAAGAGGGUUGUGUGCUUUCUGUGGGUACAAACUAAGCGUAUAUUAUUUUUUACUGUCUGUUCUAGAUGUUCCUGUUUUUCUGCUACGACGAGUUUUCGGUGUUCAAAUUUGGUUUAAAUAAUUGAUUCAGGGUAUGUUUGUGAGGUGUUUAUGAAAUCCAACCAUUUGCUAUGAAUGUGAACGCUGUAAUCUCUUGUGAUAAAGUGUGCUGAGUCAUGUGACAUUGUUGCUUAAUCAAGCAACGACUGAACAACAUCGACAGCAGUAUUUAACAUGUU
Molecule: messenger RNA, 1607 nt
Organism: Gasterosteus aculeatus aculeatus (three-spined stickleback)
Lineage: Eukaryota; Metazoa; Chordata; Actinopteri; Perciformes; Gasterosteidae
Gene: fam174b
Product: family with sequence similarity 174 member B
Source: RefSeq, a predicted model, not a curated record